Messenger RNA from Menidia menidia (Atlantic silverside), 4779 nucleotides. The record is from the annotation of a GenBank genome assembly. Lineage: Eukaryota; Metazoa; Chordata; Actinopteri; Atheriniformes; Atherinopsidae.
UCACGUUGAUCAUACUGCUAUAACUUUUCUGUCCGCUAGGUGGCGCGUUGAACUUCUGACUCUGUGGUUCUGCCAUUGGAUGAUACUGCCUGAAGGAGUAAACCCCGCCCACCCCGCGGCAGUAAGCGCUUGAUUGACGUCGACGAAGAAAAAGAACACAAGAUCGGAUUACAAGAUGGCGGUCUGUGGACGUUAGCAAGGAGGCCGUUACAGUUGUUGUGCUCUCUUUGAAUUUUACUGUUUAUCUCCAGGUGUUCUGUUAGUUGUUGAGGGUUGCAAACGGAAUAUGUUUAUGAAGUAAAAACAAAAACAUAUCACUGCUACUAUUAACUUCGCUUAGACGUGCAUGGUUUGUAACAUGCAGGUGGGAACAAAGUUAACAGGUCGAGGAAAACGCUAGACGGGGUGAGGUGAUAGCUUGUUAGCAGCCAGCUAGCCUGGUAGCUCCGCUCUGGUAGCCAUGUCGGACACUCGGCGGAGAGUGAAGGUAUAUACUCUGAAUGAAGACCGGCAAUGGGACGAUCGGGGCACAGGACACGUUUCGUCUACAUUUGUAGAACGAUUGAAGGGAAUUUCACUAUUAGUACGGGCCGAAUCGGACGGCUCAUUGCUUUUGGAGUCAAAAAUAAGCCCGAACACUGCAUAUCAGAAACAGCAGGACACGCUGAUUGUCUGGUCAGAGGCAGAUAAUUACGACCUUGCCCUCAGUUUCCAGGAGAAGGCUGGAUGCGAUGAGAUUUGGGAGAAGAUUUGCCAGGUUCAAGGCAAGGACCCUGCUCUGGACAUCACCCAGGACCCAAUUGAUGAAUCUGAAGAAGACCACUUUGAUGAGAUUCCAGAGACCGGUCAUUUAGUGGAGCUCCCUCCCUGCGAAUUAAGCCGACUUGAGGAGAUCGCUGACCUGGUCACCUCUGUCCUGUCUUCGCCCAUCCGCAGGGAAAAACUUGCCCUGGCUCUUAUGAGCGAGGGCUACAUCAAGAAACUGCUGGGCCUCUUCAGAGUAUGUGAGGACCUGGACAACAGGGAAGGCCUGCAUCACCUCUAUGAGAUUGUGCGGGGUGUCUUAUUCCUCAACAAAGCAGCUCUCUUUGAGGUGAUGUUUUCUGACGACUGUAUUAUGGACGUGGUGGGUUGUCUGGAGUAUGACCCAGCACUGGUCCAGCCAAAGCGACAUCGGGAAUUCUUGACCAAGACGGCAAAGUUCAAAGAGGUGAUUCCUAUCACAGACUCUGAGCUGCGGCAGAAAAUCCACCAGACCUACCGGGUUCAGUACAUCCAGGACAUAAUCCUGCCUACACCCUCAGUAUUUGAGGAGAACUUCCUGUCCACUCUCACCUCCUUCAUCUUUUUCAACAAAGUGGAGAUUGUCAGUAUGCUGCAGGAGGAUGAGAAGUUCCUCACUGAAGUCUUUGCACAGCUCACAGACGAAGCCACAGAGGACAGUAAAAGGAGAGAGCUGGUAAACUUCGUAAAGGAAUUCUGUGCUUUUUCACAAACGCUUCAGCCACAAAACAGGGACGCCUUCUUCAAAACUCUGGCCAAUUUAGGAAUUUUACCGGCUCUGGAAAUUGUCAUGGGCAUGGAUGACCUGCAGGUGAGAGCAGCAGCUACUGACAUCUUCUCUUACCUGGUGGAGUUCAGCCCCUCCAUGGUCAGGGAGUUCGUCAUGCAGGAGCCACAGCAGACCGACGACGACGUUCUGCUGAUAAACGUUGUGAUAAAGCAGAUGAUUUGUGACUCGGACCCAGAGUUAGGAGGUGCGGUCCAGCUCAUGGGUCUGCUCAGGACGCUCAUUGACCCUGAGAACAUGUUGGCAUCCACCAACAAAACCGAGAAGACGGAGUUCUUGGGUUUUUUCUACAAAUACUGCAUGCAUGUGCUGACCGCUCCUCUACUGGCCAACACUGCACACGACAAGAACUGCAAAGAUCAGCCAGAGGGAUCAACCAAGGUCAACCCCGUCUGUCCAGACAACUUCCAGACAGCUCAGCUGCUGGCGCUGAUCCUGGAGCUCCUGACCUUCUGUGUGGAGCACCACACCUACCACAUCAAGACUUACAUCAUGAACAAAGACCUGCUCAGGAGAGUGCUGGUGCUCAUGAACUCGAAGCACACCUUCCUUGCUCUUUGUGCCCUGCGUUUCAUGCGGAGGAUCAUUGGUCUAAAAGAUGAGUACUACAACCGCUACAUCAUCAAAGGGAACCUGUUUGAGCCGGUGAUUAAUGCCCUGCUGGACAACGGCACCCGAUACAACCUCCUCAACUCGGCCAUCAUCGAGCUCUUUGAGUUCAUUAAAGUGGAGGACAUCAAAUCGCUCAUCGCUCACAUUGUGGAUAACUUCUACAAAGCACUUGAAUCCAUCGAGUAUGUCCAGACGUUCAAGGGCCUGAAAGGCCGGUACGAGCAGGAGAAAGACCGGCAGAGCCAGAAACUCAACAGGUAUCGCAGAGACGCGCGGUCAGUGGACGAGGACGAGGAGCUGUGGUUCAACGACGACGAUGAAGACGAAGACGGCGAGGCGGUGGAGAAGAGGAUGGAGGAGGACUUCUCCGACAGCUACGGCAAAUACAUGGAGGUGAAAAAAGGAGCCGCCAACGGAGCAAGUGUAGCCAACAACGGGAAAGCCGCCCCGAUCCCCGCCGCCCCCCCGGCCGCCACUCCAAACAACAGCUCCUCUUCCUCGGUCAAAACGGUGGCUCUCCCGGCCACGCCCGUCGUCAAGCCGGCCCUGGUCGGCCUGGUGGACUACCCCGACGAUGAGGACGAGGACGACGAAGACGAGGAGGAGGAGCAGUCUCCAAGGAAGCGACCCCGUUUGAGCUCUUAAGACUAAAGGUCCUCUGCUGUUCAGUUGCGGUGGACGGACGCGGAGUCCCUCCCAUCCCCCCUCCUCUGGUCGUCUCAUUGGUCCUCGGCCUGUCGGUGCCACCUGCCAGUCUCACUGAGGAGAUGAGGAAGAUGAGCUCCUGCCUCACUCCGUCCCUCCUGAACUCUGCUCCUCUUUUCUCCCUCAGUGGAAGGAGAGUAAGAGCUUCUCCUCUGGAAAGACGAGUCAGAUCAGUCUGGUCAUUCAGACUGUUUUUUGUCUGUUUGUUUUUCUUUUUAACAAAAUAGUUUUUCAUUUUACCAUCAGCCUCCACUGUGAGGUCCCCAGAUCUUAUUUCUUCCCUCUGUGGAGGACAUCAUCGAACUUUGCCAACUCCUGCCUGCUCUUAUUCUCACCCGCGUUCUUUAAACCAACAACAGGCUCCAGUGGGACAGAAAGUGACCAUGGCGGGUCACAAAUCCGCCGUGUUGCCGUCGCAGUCGUAGCAAAGAAGCCCUGGAUCCUCAGCUUUUUCUUAUUUCUCUCCUUUACGUCACUUUUCACCCCGAACCAAUGAGCUCCAGAGGCAGAGGAGGCCAGAACACAACCAGCCAGUGUGUGGACUGUCCAGCUGGCCAGUCAGGCUAGCAGGACUAGCCGUCGUAGUAAUAGAAAGCUUGACUGGCUGAAGCCACGUGUGGGCCGCCUGGCACAGAACCACUUAGUUUUGUCGGGAGACCGAGGGGAUCCGGGCAGUCCAGAAGAAUAAAGGAAAAUCUUGAAAAGACGAGGUGACGUCUCAACCAGGAAGAAAUGCAGCUCUAACGCUGGUUAGAUCCAGAGGAGCAGGACUCAAUCCUUAAAAGCCAUGACGCCAAUUUGGUCAAGGCACACACUCACACACAGACACACACACGCACACACAUAGUACCCACAGUGUCUGACAAGACUGCAUUAGCCAGAAGUCCUGUAUUUCAUGAUUUUGUUUCAGUACUGUACAGAUGUUUUUAUUUUUUUUUCCUUUUUAAUCAUUUUCCUUCAAUGUGGUUUUGAAAGUGGAGACAGAUGCCCACCUUCUUGUGUAUAUUUUUUCUUUUUUGUUGCAAGUUGCGCAGAAGGUGGGCAUCCCUGCCACCCCUUUCAGUCCAGUUCAUUUGAUUCAAUGUAAAAUUCAGAAAAGUUGCAAAUGUUGGUUUUAAAAGAUAACAUUAAAACUGCAGUAAAGUCACUUUUGCAGCCGACACCUGGAGGAUGUGUGGAGUUUUGUACUUUUAGUGGAUUUAAAAACUUAGCCCUCUCACUGGAAUAUCCACAUCUGACGAUCAUCCCCGAUUUAGGUCUAACUGGACGGCAGGCACGGUUUAAUUUAGGACCCAGGCUUAUCUCAGGAGGUCAAAGUUCAGCCAUCCUCGCAGGUUCAGUCGAGGGUCCAGUUGCUUUUUGUCCCCAGUUUGAAGGUCUCCAGUCCCAGCUGGUCCAGCAAAGGUCAGCUUUGUCUCUUUUGGUUUAAAAAAAAAAACAUUAAAAAAACUAAGCAAAUGGAAGGAAAAAGUGUUUUACAGUGAAAAGAAUGAUGAGCAGCUUUUAUUAAAUGUGAGACGAGUGAUUGAAGUGCUGCGUUUGAGGCAGUGGGACGUUUCAAUGUCGGGUUGAUUGAUUUCACGUGUUGCAUCUUCUCCUGGUCUCCCCACAAAGUUAGAUGAAGGGAUUCAAUACUUGAUUUAAAAAAAAAAAAAGAAGCCAGAUCACAGACUUUCUGACAUCUGAUUCACACAAGCAGCAACCUUGGAGUGGAAGUAGAGAAGUAGAGGGGUCAUUACCGCCGUCUGCUGACCGCAUCCAGCAACGACUGUUUCUGCUCUCCUUUGAUGAAUUUGUACCAAGUGCAUUUACUACCACUAUCCACUCUUACCAUUUGUAUGAAUUUAUUUGAUAAGUUUUGAAAUUAAAUGUGACCCUGACAUUGAACUUGU